This is a messenger RNA of Diprion similis, 1627 nucleotides long. Its product is annotated as chymotrypsin-like elastase family member 2A. Gene Ontology annotation, molecular function: serine-type endopeptidase activity. Gene Ontology annotation, biological process: proteolysis. NCBI's taxonomy places the organism in Eukaryota, Metazoa, Arthropoda, Insecta, Hymenoptera, Diprionidae. Bases 492 to 1421 code for a protein of 309 amino acids. The record is from RefSeq and is a predicted model, not a curated record. The transcript has 5 exons.
UUCUCGGGGGCGAGAUUUCCCAGACAGCGGCCCGUUUCCAUUCUCGCAGGCUACAGCUCAAGAUGAGUCCCCUCCUUCCUCAGCGGUGCCUGCUCAUUGUCAGCGAAGCACUUUCCUCGCGGAGUGCAGGCCUCAUAGACCAAAGAUACCAACGACGAGGAAUACGAGCAGACGAGAUCAGACCUGGUCUAGUUCGUUGCCGAUCGCUAGCGCCAAAGCGUCGUUGACAGCGUCCGCGGAUUUUCUGCAAGCAAUUGGUCUCGACGCUCGCGUCUCUCGAGAGCCGUUACACCGAAAAUCGGAAGUGUGAUUGGCCUGUGAAGCCUGCUGUCAGUUCCAGGUUUUCUUGUGAAGGACGCGAUUGGUCUGAAAAUUAUCUCCCGCCAACAAACCAGUGCUCAUUCUAGCAUGCGUGAGUCCAGAAACAAAGCUUCCACUCUGUGAGAUUGGCUCUGUCUCCAAAAGGUGGCUAUCGAACUCCAUCAAGGGCAAUGAAUUUACGCGCUUUUGUAGCGGCCGCUCAUCUCGUCGCCCUCUUGCAGAAUGGACUGGGCAUGAUGAAGCUGGAUAAGCACGAGCACGAAAAAUGCGGGCGCGUCGCUCCUACGCAGAGGCAGUCACGGGCUGCGAACGACUCGACGUCGGCAACUGCUACGCCCUCCACCACGGGGAGGAUCUUCAACGGGAAGCCGAGCAAGAGGGGCGCUUGGCCUUGGCAAGUUUCGCUGCAGCUUCUUCACCCGAAGAUGGGCUUCAUCGGACACUGGUGUGGUGGAGUUCUCGUCGAUCCGAUGUGGGUGCUCACCGCAGCCCAUUGCAUCCACAAUGAACUUUUUAAUUUGCCCGUUGGAGCCUUGUGGACGGCGGUGGUUGGCGAAUGGGAGCUGGAUUCUGGGCGUCGAGGAUCUGCUCGGCUUCCGGUGGAACGAGUCAUACAACACGAGCGUUUCAACAACUACGUUCACGACAUAGCUCUCCUAAAAUUGGUCAGACCAGCUCCACUGUCAUCCAUGGUGAGGACAAUCUGUCUGCCUGACAAGGACGUGAGGCUACAGGAGCAAGUUCACUGCGUUGCAUCGGGCUGGGGUCGAUCCGGUCCGUCACCAGCUCUUUCUACAGCUCUUCUGGAGGCCAGCGUCCCUCUGCUAGAGCUUGAAGACUGCGAAAUAGCUUACGGACAGACUGUGCCAAUCCGUGGUGGGCAUCUCUGCGCUGGACACACCGAUGGAUCUACUGGAAGUUGCGUGGGUGAUUCAGGAGGUCCACUGCAAUGUAGACGUGCAAACGGCGACUGGGAAUUGGCUGGUGUCACGUCAUUUGGCUCGGGGUGUGCGCAGCCUGGUUACCCGGAUGUCUAUACCCGUGUAAAGCACUAUGUAACAUGGAUCAGAGACACCAUUCGAGCCGACAAAAACUCCUGAGAUCACAAAUAGGUACUGUCGAUAGAUUUGUCAACUCAAACGCCCGCACUUCCUUACGCCAAACUCGUUGUUAGAGAUGUUUUGUGGCAUUAGAGUGGAGUGCGGUGUCAAUUGAGGGAAUCCAAUGGUUCAGUUCCUGAUUAUUCUUCGGAUGGUUUGAUUCGGCACUUAGUCCAGUCCAGUUAAGUAAAGUCAAUGAGGUUCGA